Molecule: messenger RNA, 848 nt
Organism: Phalaenopsis equestris
Lineage: Eukaryota; Viridiplantae; Streptophyta; Magnoliopsida; Asparagales; Orchidaceae
Product: pectinesterase inhibitor 9-like
Exons: 1
Coding region: 15-602 (195 amino acids)
Biological process (GO): negative regulation of catalytic activity
Molecular function (GO): enzyme inhibitor activity
Source: RefSeq, a predicted model, not a curated record
CUCAACUAACUCCCAUGGCAUCUCCUCUCCUCAUCCUCACCCUCCUCCUCACCGCUUUAUCUCCGGCGAAUUCUGCCGCCUCCCCCGACUCCACCAACUUCAUCCGCCGCAGCUGCUCCGUAACCCUCUACCCCCAACGCUGCUACUCCUCUCUUAAACUCUACGCCGCCACCGUCCGGCAGAACCCCUUAACCCUCGCCGUCAUUGCCGCCAACAUCAGCCUCGCUAACAUAAAAGAAGCUUCUUUUCAGGGGGUGGCGCUGCAACGCCGCAAUACGAAGAGAAUAGCCUCCGCGCUGCAUGACUGCGUCGAUUUGCUGCUGACUGCAGCGGAUCUGACUGAGCAGUCGGCGGCGGAGAUCCAGAAGCUCGGACCGGCGGCGCAGGCCGGCGGGCCGAGUUUUGCUUGGGAGGUAUCGAAUGCUCAGACGUGGAUGAGCGCUGCGCUAACCAAUGAAGAUACCUGCAUCGACGGUAUUGACGAAGUAGUCGGCGGCGGCGGCGCUACCGCGGAGGUGGCGGCUUUUCGUGCGAAGGUUGCGAGGGUGGAGCAGUAUACCAGUAAUGCUCUUGCGCUGCUUAAUGCUCUUGUAGGUGGUUGAUUCUUCUGUUACGGUUAAUGGUAUACUGACGUUGCAUUUUAUUUUGGACGGUUAUGAUCGGCGGAUGGUUACCUAUAUGAUACGGGUUACUAUUGUAAUUAUAAAAAGAAUUUAAUUUCUUGCAAGUUUGAUCUUUCAGGUUUGUGAAUUGUUAAUAGAAAAAUGAAUUGCAGUGUGUCUUCUGAGUGGCGUGAGGUGUGGUGUAUUCUGUGUAGCAAUGCAUGUAUUUAUUGAUUUUAAAUUUUA